CAGAAAGCAGGACAAUAAUGGGUACAGUUCAAGGCACAACACCGGUACUACACUUCCCAGAAGCCCCCGGAAAGACCACGUGUUCAUGUCCGCUUUCCCGUGUUGACGCAAUUUUUGCCUUGUUGGAAGGUGGUUUCAGGAAGAAGCGCCGUGACAGUAGACGACAGCAGCGGAGAGACGCCGAGCAGAGAAACCCAGAGACACCCGGACGAACUCACGCGAAUGGUAUUUUGUCUCCUGUUAUCGAGCGAUGUCAGUCACUGAGGACCUUCCAGACAUGGAUGGAACAGACCUACUGAGGCUGCUGUUCCACAACGGAGAGGACGGAUCUGCUGAGCCCCUCUUUCCGGAUGGGAACGGGCUCAUCGAAUCCUGGCUGUCUGAACAAGAUAUGCUGACAGGUAUGGAUACUGAAGACUUCCUGUCCAGUUUGUUAGAGGGAGAGGAAAACAUGGGGACCAUCUGUCCCUCUCAUUCUCCCUUGGGCAGCGACAGCGGCAUUUCUGAUGACAGCAGCACUGGCGUCGGAAACAACAAUCUUCUGGGGUGCCCAAGUCCCCAUGGUAGUGAUAGUGAUGUUGUGACCAGCCCCAGUUAUUCACAGCCCAGUCCCGUGCACUCGGACCCUGCCCUGGCCCCUGGGGAGCUGCACACGGAGAGCCUGGAGGCCUUAACAGUCCAGGCGGAUCACAGCUACUCUCUGCUGCAGAGCAGUGGGACGGACAUGGAUAUCUUGCAGAGUGUGAGGGCAGAGAGGCCAGAUACAGAUGUCUUCAUUGAUCUAGAUGACCUGGUGAGUGAGGCAAUGGAGGAGGCCAUCACCAGUGAGCUGCCCUGCACUUUGGCCAUAGAGGACUCAACACAGGAUUCACCACAGCCCAACGAAACAGACCAGUUCCAGUUUAAGGAGAUUGUGCUCACUGAGGAGGAGAAGCGGCUUUUGUCGAAAGAGGGAAUAACCAUUCCCACACACAUGCCUCUCACAAAGGCGGAGGAGAGGACCUUGAAGAGGGUCAGGAGGAAGAUCCGCAACAAGCAGUCUGCUCAGGAAAGCCGCAAGAAGAAGAAGGUGUAUGUUGAUGGACUGGAAAACAGGGUUGCCAUCUGCACUGCGCACAACCUGGAGUUACAGAAGAAAGUCCAACUGCUUCAGAAACAGAACAUGUCCUUGAUAGAGCAAAUGAGGAAACUACAGGCUAUAGUGAAGACGUCAACCAUGAAGGCCAGCACAACCAGCACUUGUGUCAUGGUGUUCGUGCUCUCCUUCUGCCUCUUCAUCUUCCCAUCGGUCAAUCCAUUUGGCGGAAACACAGAACAGAAGGAACUCUACACACCCUCCUCCAUCAUCUCUCGGACCUUGCGCUCACUGCCCUCAGAAAGCACAGAUGCACUAUCCUACCUUGAGCCUGAAGAGGAGGAGCUUCUCUUAGUACCCCAAGUGGAGGCGGAAAACGUUAACGCCAUUUUUGCUGGGGGUCAGAAGAACCACACCCCUGACUACCAGAGGGUGGAGCAGCCUGACUCGGAAACAGGCGUCAACAGCAACUCCUCGGCAGACUUCCCCGGUCCCGCUCAGGCUGCAGAGAUGAAGCCGGGGCCGGCUGGCGGAGUAUCGGCCUUACAGGAAGGAUCCAUUGAUGCUGUAGUGGCGUCUGCUGUGGCAUAUGAGGUCUCGGGGUCCAAGGAUAACUGGAUAGACCGGAACCCCCCGUCUGUCAUAUUACAGCAGCAUCGUUCAGAUGAGAUGUAGUGGGGACAUGUUUAUCAAUAUAACCAGCAGAGGGAGCCAGAUUCCUAAUGUUUUGGGUACCAGAGGGAAGCUGAAACUUGCAAAAGGAGGAAGGGAAAAUACCGGUAAUUAUCAACAUGUAGGAUCAGUCUGUCUGUCCCUACUUUUCCCUUCUAACAGCCUUCUGAUGUACUACUGAUACUUUUUUUGCACUUUGUUCUGAUUUCCUUGUACCAGUGGGCAAAAAUAACUGGCGAGAGAUUUCCAUAUUGCAGCAGUGUAAACUACGUAAAAAAAAAUAGGAUAUUGCAGCGAUAAUAUGCAUGCUUGCAUUGCUGGAGACCACACGCUACUUAGGUAGCGCUGAGGGCUCUCACGUUAUUUUACAAAUUGGUGGUGAUUUACCAAAAUUUGUGAACUUGUUGGCACCACCACAGGAAAAUUUAUACUGACCCAGCAGUAGAUAACUUCAAUAAAAGUUUUACUUGAUGGCAUUAUUGUUUAUCACCAAAUUCUAGGGUGAGCUUUGUUUGACUUCAGUCUGCCUGAUCACCCCCGGCAGAUCUCAACGUACGCUGCUCACGAAUGACUCCCAUAGUAAAUUGUGAAAAUAAGUACUCCCAACAGUUUGCACUGCGAACUAGUCAACAACAUUCAUUGCAUAGUAGAAGACGGGCUGCCUGAUUCUCAUAAAGCUUGAUCAAAGAGGUUGUUUGACCAUCAUAAUGCUUAAGCCAUUGCAGGACAUUUGGCCAUUUAGAGGACUUGUAAAGUUUGUUAGUAUUUCCCUUGUAACAAGGGUAUCCACGCUCCUUUUAAUUUUGGAAUGCUUUGGUUUUAUGUUGUACAGUAAAGCAAGAAAAAAUAUCCAUAAAAUGUAGAACAGGACACUUUGCUAUUGUUAGCUGACCACAGUCUACCCCUGCAAUCUCCUCUUUUACAAUUUCAUUGGAGAGUUCUCACCUUUAUAAACAUAUCUGAAAAAUCUUAGCACCCUUGUGCACACAAUAAGGGGUUUGAUAUAUUUGCUCCGUAAACCGUGUUGCAGUAAAAUAUACUCAAAAAUGUGAUGACCUGUUUUGUCAGUGAAGCAUUUUUGUCAUUUUUUUGGUGUAUUGUUUAUGUUACUGUCAGUAAUACAUGGAAUUUAAAUGGUAUUGGAACUGAACUGCUUUUGUUAUAAUCAAGAGCCAGUGAGAUUUUAAAUGUCGCUCACGUUGAUCAAAUGCACUGACAUUUGAAAUAGUCCCAGUAAAGAAUGUAAAUAUACUAAAAUGAUUGUAGCUCCUCUGUACAUUUGAACUCUUUAUGUAUAAAACAUGUCUGGACAUCUAUAAUAAUAAACUUUUUAUAUAUCGGAA
Messenger RNA from Xiphias gladius (swordfish), 3090 nucleotides. RefSeq names its product cAMP responsive element binding protein 3-like 3 like (gene creb3l3l). Gene Ontology annotation, cellular component: nucleus. NCBI's taxonomy places the organism in Eukaryota, Metazoa, Chordata, Actinopteri, Istiophoriformes, Xiphiidae. Gene Ontology annotation, molecular function: DNA-binding transcription factor activity, RNA polymerase II-specific; RNA polymerase II cis-regulatory region sequence-specific DNA binding. The record is from RefSeq and is a predicted model, not a curated record. Bases 251 to 1750 code for a protein of 499 amino acids. The transcript is spliced from 10 exons. Gene Ontology annotation, biological process: regulation of transcription by RNA polymerase II.